CAUACUUCUAGAGAGGCAAGACAUUUACUGGAGAGACCUGGCUGCUUGAACGAUGGGAGACACGCCGAGGCACUUCACUGUGAUGAACACACCCGACAGGGGCCGAGUGUGCGUGGCUACCCAGGCCUUCAAGGCCGGAGACGUGCUCUUGGAGGACCUUGCCUUCGUGCACGCCAGUGAGCUACCCGACCGGUGCUUAGCUUGCUGCGGUUUCCACGAGGCGUCGGCGUGCUUCAAGCUCAAGCCGCAGGGCCCACUUCCCUGCCCUCCCGAGCUGCUGGAGGAGCUAGAUGCCGCGGCGGACGAGAUGUGCGACCUGGAUGCGGUCAACACCCUCGACAGAGCUCGCUGCUUUAUCCAGUGCAUGCUCAUGUACCGGAAGGAUCCGCUGUCGCUGGACCCUCUCGCCCCCCUCACGGCGGCCAACCUUCCGCGUUGCCUUGAGAGCGUUGUCUCCAUUCGUGAGCUCAUCCCUGGGCUGUUUCCGGACGGCAUGACCAAUGACCGAGCGGCGAGGAUUCUGGGGACGCUCAACACUAAUUCUCACGAGCUCGAACAGGUGGAAGGAUCCGGGUUGUUUCUUAUGGCCUGCAUCAUGGAGCACGAUUGUACCCCCAACUGCAGCUUCACGACCUUCGGGGACAAGCUCUGGGUGACGGCCAUACGGCAGGUGGGGGAGGGAGAGCGCCUCUCCAUCGACUACGGCAACAACUUCUACCUGCCCACCGCAGAGAGGAAGGCGGAGCUAGAGGACAUCUACGGGUUCGUCUGCACCUGCCGCGCGUGCACGGUCCUGCCCGACCGGUGCCGAGCCUUCCGGUGCCCGUCCAAGGACUGCCGCACCGGCAAGGUCUGCCCGCACGGCGACGGCGGGGACGAGUCCGCGGAACGGUCUUGGGGAUGUCUGGCGUGCGGGCACCAGUGCGACCCCGAGGAGAUCGAGGUGUUGCUUGAGGCGGAGGAGUCGCUGUCUGAGGCCCUGGAGAUGGCUGACGAGCUAGGAGUGGAACAAAUCGACGCUUUAGUGCAAGACGCCAGGGUGGUACACCCCACGCACUACGUGGUCUUCUGGGCGUUGGAGGCGACGGCGAAGCGGCUUUCCGGCGAGAGCGCAGGAGGCGGGGGGCGCCGCGAGCGCGUGGCUCAGGCGGCGGAGGCAGCCUGGGCAAGGCUGGUAUCGGCGGUCGAGGAGGCGCUGCCGGCCCUGCACCACGAGAAGGUGGUGUACUUGGAUGCUCUGGCGCAGUCGCGGGUCGUCGCCGGUGACAUCAAGGGCGCCCGCGAGGCCUACGAGUCGGCGCACAGGGUGUCCGUGAUGGUGAGCGGCGCCAACACGAUCCCGACGCUGGACAUCAAGUCUCUCGCAGAAAGGACGCCGACCUCGGCCAACGAGCUCCGUGCCAGGUACUCCGGCGGCCAGGUAUGACGACAACGUCACGUAAUCAAUCGUGACAAGCCACGCCAAUCCCUCCGGACAGGCGCGACGACGACAAAGUCAAGGCAACAAGUGCCGGCCGGCAGCUGUUUUAUAUGAUAUCAGAAGCCUCUUCCUUGUCCUGGAUGGCGGCGUGCAGUGGCGGCCGUUGAGGCGGUGGUGGCCGCGGGGGCGGUUUCCGUCGGUAGCGGAGGCAGCGGCGGCGGCGGCGGCGGUGGCGACAUCGGUCGCACACAGCUGUGGUGAAGGACAGGGGUCUCAACAGACUUGGGGUUGUUCUCCCAGGGUCGCCUGGCGUGGAGCUAGGUUCCCGCGGCGACGGCGGCGGUAUUUGUUUAGCGGUAAGCAAUAGCUAGGUGGUCGUGCCACCUUGCCGAAGCUGAGAUUUGGCGAAAGUGACCCGGCAAGCGGUAGUGGCUGCUGCUGCCU
Ectocarpus siliculosus is the source of this 1864-nucleotide messenger RNA. Lineage: Eukaryota; Phaeophyceae; Ectocarpales; Ectocarpaceae. The record is from the annotation of a GenBank genome assembly.